This is a messenger RNA of Amoebophrya sp. A25, 2615 nucleotides long. The record is from the annotation of a GenBank genome assembly. NCBI's taxonomy places the organism in Eukaryota, Dinophyceae, Syndiniales, Amoebophryaceae.
CUCGGGUUUAUGCCGCGUCGGCGCAUCGGCCGCGAAGUGUAAGACUUCUCUGCGCCCACCCCAGCUGGUGCGCUGGUCCUUUGGCCGAAGUUUUUAAAAUUGUAAAAAAUUGAAACGUGUGCGGAGAAUUACCUGCUGUCUUUUCACUUCUUGCAAAAUGGAACAACGACGCCUUUGCUUUGGUGUGCUCUUUGAAAUGUUGUAUGCGAAAUGAAAGUGGAAAUAUUGUACGAUGUGCUGAUUCUGCAGCGGCAUGAACUGCAAGAGAGAUGGAGAAAAGUUUUGACGUGUGAUAGACUCUUUUGCUAAGUAAAGCAUUCCAUUCUUUCGGGAUUCUUUCAACUCAUUUUGCUGCCAGCCUAUGAAAAUGAAUCUUGAAAAAUAUUCAUGCAUGACUAACUAGAAGUAACAAAUGUUACCAUUGCCUCAAACUCAAUUAAUCGAUUCGUCUGCGCCAGUGGAAGUGACUGUGAGUUGUAUUGUCUUCACCGUCAUGAUGUUUUAUUUUCCGUCUGGCGCUGAUUGCGGUUCACGAACACAACUAUCACAAAAUACAUCGAGUUAUCUAAUAAUUCCAGGACUCUCGAUCGAUAUAUGUGUGUCUGUAUGUAUGGAAGGUGACCCAUCAACACGCUGGGCCUUUGCCCGUGUUCAGUCUCCAGGGAAACUUGAGGCCGGGGCGGGGGCCUUGCCGUCACGCUCUCGCGUGUUCCAGACUGGCGCGGGGAUACUGCACCAGGUGAGUCGGCGGCAGGUGUUCCCCAGAGGACCGCAACUUCAAGCGCCCAGGUCCGCCUUGGGCAUCCUCAACCCAGGCGCCCGGGCCGAGCGAUCAGACCCCAGAAAAGUAGCAGCGCCAAGGAGUGCGAAGCUGGCGGUGGCGUGUUGUCUGCCCGCCUGGGGCUUGACACUGGGGACCGGUGCGCGGGUCCGUGGCUAGGGUUAACCCUCCACAACGACCGCAACCGAGGCCAGGAGGGAAGGACGAAAAGGGGAAGAAGGAGGAGGGGUGCGGACGCAUCCCGGCAAGGGUGAGGAGAGCAACCAGGCCGCGCACACCACACGACACGGGACUAGAAAGCAACCACACCGGGGCAGCCAAUCAGACCGCCGAAUCUCCUCACGGCUUCGCAGCCACGGCUUUGUCCUUUUGCCUUGUUUUCUUUGAAAGAAAACGAGGCGGCACCAGCUCGCUGAAGCUGUGGGGCUCUCCUCACCUUGGACACACAGAAGACAAGAACCACGGAAGCCAGCGCGCCCCCCUCUCCUGCUGUGCUGUUGGCGCUUCAUCUCAGGCCUUGGCACGCAAUGGAGCAAGACGCCCCGGACUGGCCGUCUCUCUUUCUUUCUCUUGCAUCACACACUCACAGGAGGAACAACCAUCAGCCAUGCCAGUAGCUGUUAGCCCAGUAUCUCCUUAGUGAGCACAGGCCCAUGCGUCCAGGCCUCCCCUAUGCUGCGCACCAAUCGCGGCGCGAUGCUUCUCGCAAAGCGCUACGGCGCCUCAUUCUGUCCGGCCUGGGGCUAGGCGUGUAAUUCCCGCGCCCCCUCUCAGAGGUGGGGGCAUCUUGUCCCACCAGGGGCGGGUGUUUGUCCUCUCAAAGGCACUUUCCUGCCUUCCCACCAGGGGCGGAGCCUCAAUCGAUAUAUGGCGCGUGGUUUGUUUUUAGUUUUAUAAGUAGAUCAUUCAUUCGUGUUUGAAUUUUUAUUGCUUUAUGAUUUCUUGAUAUUGAUAUAAUGUACUACUAGAUAGUUUCUCAAUAAAAAUGAAAGCUCAUUGUAUAUCUUCGACUUCUGUGACGUCAACAGACCGAGGAGUCGUUCCAGGACAAAUUUACUACAGCGAGCAGUGACUUCGCAGCGAAUUCCAGUUUUUUACUAGUUGUAGCAAUAGAUUAUACUCGAUUAUCGGCAUUGUCAGUCUGAAAAUAGACGACAAUUCCGAGUAGUGUAAUUCAUUGAGGCCUUUGUGAUGCGAAGGUGCCGACGAGUGCUACAUAAUUAUACUCUACUUCGAUGCUGAUCAUUCGUGUAUUCUUCCAUUGGUCGUCCCCAGAACUAGAAGAUGAAGUAGCUACCAGAUUGUGACUGGAGUAGCCAGUUACUGAUACUAGGUAUUGACUUGUUUGAAAGGUAAUUUUGUUUAUCAGUCCUCUCGAGUAUGUCUUUGAUGAUCGUCAGGAAGAUACGCAUCUAAUAUUAUACCGAUGCGCCGUAUCUCAGGCAGGGAAAUCUUAGGCAGGUUGUCGAAUAGAUUCGCAUCAUCAUACCGAUAAUGGAUACACCGCGGGAGCUAUUACUAAGGUAAGAGGCGCGACCAAUUUUUUUUUUAGGCAGAGCCCUAGCUUCUUCUAAAUCUCAUCUACUCUGUGCGUGAAGUAGUCUGAGCGAGGCCGCUCUACUGAUACUUGAUAUAAUUAAAGGGUAGGUGAAUGACAAAACGAGCAGCUUUUUCUGGCCGACUACAGGCAGGAAGUAGAUGAAUCGUGUGCCCACGUGCGAGAGAAAAACUGUGACUCACAAUGACAUCAUCACGAACGGAGAUAAAUACACCAUCACGAACGGAGAUGAAUACUUUGAGUUUUCACUUUUUCGGCGUUUUUUAGGGUUUGCGU